Messenger RNA from Opisthorchis viverrini, 891 nucleotides. RefSeq lists its product as hypothetical. Gene Ontology annotation, molecular function: RNA binding. Lineage: Eukaryota; Metazoa; Platyhelminthes; Trematoda; Opisthorchiida; Opisthorchiidae. The record is from RefSeq and is a predicted model, not a curated record. The annotation marks the transcript as partial. Gene Ontology annotation, biological process: maturation of LSU-rRNA from tricistronic rRNA transcript (SSU-rRNA, 5.8S rRNA, LSU-rRNA). Gene Ontology annotation, cellular component: nucleolus. The transcript has 7 exons.
AUGGACGCACUUUUCGUCAUUCAGAGGAAGGUGGAAGUCAAUGGACCUUCAGUGGGUGAGAAUAAAAUGCCAUCCGGAGUCACGGCCGGUUGCAUCGAUGGGCUUUCAGGAGCACAAGAAUCCGUAGCUAUCACCGAGUUGGCUUGGCUCGCUGCAGUGCAUACUUGGCGUGGCUGGAUGGCGCAAUCCAAGUUUGCUGUGUUGCGUCUGAGUAGGCUUCCACAAUACUUUGGUGAGAAGGAGGUUCUUGAAUACUUGAGCCAGUUCGGAAAAGUGGAUGCGGUCUACAUGCCCAAGUCUAAGAAAACUCUUAGGCACCAAGGAUAUGCUUUCGUGAAGAUUUCCAAGGAACUGGCCCCAAUAGUCGUUUCUACCCUGGACAGUGUGUUGAACUUUAAUAAGCUGAUGAAAUACAAACCGCACAGAGGCGACUAUCAACAAGUAUCCAGUCAGAUAAGGAUACUUCCACCCGGUAACUCAGCACAAUACCAACCCUUGCAUAUCCCACCGCAACAGCCUCUGGAUCACCAGAGCUUAAUUCCGCAAACCAAAGGACGAACAGCACCGACUAUAAAAAAUCGUCCAUCUGUAACUCUUUCGAUGCUUAGCUGCCAUACCACCUGGAGGAAGCACGAAUGCCGGGAUACUGCCAAGUUGCCCAAGGCUAGACGAGGGAAGUCGAGAGGCGGAGGUCGGUUUCGAACCACAGACCGCUUAAUUCCGCAAACCAAAGGACGAACAGCACCGACUAUAAAAAAUCGUCCAUCUGUAACACUUUCGAUGCUUAGCUGCCAUACCACCUGGAGGAAGCACGAAUGCCGGGAUACUGCCAAGUUGCCCAAGGCUAGACGAGGGAAGUCGAGAGGCGGAGGUCGGUUUCGAACCACAGAC